GGCUGCUGUGCUGUUGCUGUCGUGGCGUGGCUGGUCGCGCCAGGCGGGGAACUUCACCACACUGGAGCCCGGAGUCCCACUCUCUCACCUGCGCAGUUCGGAGCUGCCAUGGGUUUCUCAACAGGAUAUACUGUCCUAAUUAUUCUACCGGCCUUUCUGCUGCACACCAGCGGCCUUUACAUCGCCAGUAGCGUUGACUCCCUGCAGCACAUCCUGGGGGAGUAUGGACUGGUUAGGCCGAUCAGUGUGGACGCAGAGGGCCGCUUCUUGUCACACGCCGUCUCGGCUGGCAGCAUGGCAGGAGGGCAGUCCCGUAGGCGCCGGAGGAGGGAGGUAGGAGAAGGCAAUGAUGAGUGGGAAGGACCAAGAGGAGCCGUGCCCCCUCGGGAGAGGCUUUACUACAACGUCACCAUCUUCGGCCGGGAGUUCCACUUACGUCUGCGCCACAAUGCCAGGCUGGUUGCACCCGGAGCCAAGAUGGAGUGGCAUGAUGACAACGACAGCAUCCGGUACUCUGAGCCAUUGCACGAUGAAUGCUUGUAUGUGGGUGACAUCACAGACACGCCAGGAGCCACUGUGGCGAUCAGCAAUUGUGAUGGCCUGGCCGGUAUGAUCAAGACAGAGAGAGAGGAGUUUUUUAUCGAGCCAGUCGAGAGGGGCGAUGGAGUGAUAGAAGAGGAGGAGGAGGGGGGAGGAGGAAGGACACACAUCGUCUAUCGCUCUUCAGCCGUUAAGAAAGUGCCCAUCAGCAGCGCAGCGAACGACUACCACUCCAGAGGUGCAGAUCUUGGCGGCCUGAUGGAUCUGGAGUCUCUGUACCGUGGUGUGGAGCAGAGCAUCAACCACACGCGAGCAGGGCGAAUGCGCAGACAGACCUCUGACAGAGCCUACAACAUCGAGGUGCUGCUGGGCGUAGACGACUCAGUGGUCCAGUUUCACGGGAAGGAGCAUGUUCAAAAGUACCUUCUCACACUUAUGAACAUUGUGAAUGACAUCUACCAUGACAGUUCUUUAGGAGCAAAAAUCAAUGUGGUUCUGGUGCGGAUUAUCAUGCUGGGCCACGGCAAGUCCAUGAGCCUGAUUGAACUUGGAAACCCAUCCCAGAGUCUGGAGAACGUGUGUCGCUGGGCCUUUCUGCAACAGAAGCAAGACACAGGGGACGCCGAGUAUCACGACCACGCCAUCUUCCUCACACGGCAGGAAUUUGGCCCCACGGGAAUGCAGGGUUAUGCUCCAGUGACAGGCAUGUGCCACCCGGUUAGGAGCUGCACCCUGAACCACGAGGACGGCUUCUCCUCCGCCUUUGUGGUGGCACACGAGACCGGACAUGUGCUGGGGAUGGAGCACGAUGGCCAGGGAAACCGCUGCGGAGACGAGGUGCACUUGGGCAGCAUCAUGGCUCCUCUGGUGCAAGCUGCUUUCCACCGCUUUCAAUGGUCCAAAUGUAGCAUGCAGGAGCUGGGACGAUACCUUCAUUCCUAUGACUGUCUUCGUGAUGACCCUUUUGACCACAACUGGCCAUCGCUGCCUCAACUUCCUGGUUUGCAUUACUCCAUGAACGAGCAGUGCCGCUUUGACUUCGGCGUGGGCUACACGACGUGCACCGCGCUACAAAAGGCGGGGCAGGCAGGAAUGCAGUAUCGCACAUUUGAACCAUGCAAGCAGCUGUGGUGUAGCCACCCAGACAAUCCAUUCUUCUGCAAGACUAAGAAAGGGCCACCCAUUGAUGGAACCAUGUGUGGGGAAGGGAAGCAUUGCUAUAGAGGUCACUGCAUCUGGCUGACCCCUGACCUCAUGAGGCAAGAUGGAAACUGGGGUGCAUGGAGCGAGUUUGGCCAGUGUUCGCGCACCUGUGGUGGAGGAGUACAGUUUCGCACACGCAGCUGUAACAAUCCAAGACCGCACAACGGAGGCCGGAAAUGCGUGGGGGAGGACUCCCAAUUCCAGAUGUGCAACACCAACGAGUGUGAGGAUAUUUACAGCGAUCCAAGAGAAGAGCAGUGCCACGCUUGGGCCCUUCACUCUGAAAUCUACACCAACAAGCACCACUGGCUGCCUUAUGAACACCCAGACCCUAGCAAACGCUGCUACCUGCAUUGUCAGUCCAAGGAGACCAGAACCGCAGUCUUCACGGAGACAGUGGUCCUGGAUGGUACGCGGUGCUCAUACAAGGACCCACACAGUGUCUGCGUGGGUGCGGAGUGUAAGAAAGUGGGAUGUGACGGAGUGGUCGGCUCCUCGGAGCAGGAGGACAACUGUGGAGUGUGUGGAGGUGACAACUCCAGCUGCAAAAUCUUCAAAGACACCAUCUCACGUAACGCAAAGAAACAAGGGUUCUUUAAAGUUCUCGAAAUCCCCCGAGGAACGAGGCACUUACUGAUCCAAGAGCUAAAAGCCACCUCGCACACUCUAGUGGUGAAAAAUGUGGCAUCAGGACAGUUCUUCAUAAACGGGGACAUGGAGAAGCCAGAAUCCUACUCGGUCAUAGAGAAGGGAGUGGAGUGGGAAUAUGAGAAUGACAAUGACAAGGAGACCCUUCAGUCAACCGGGCCUCUCAGACAUGGAGUUCUGAUCAUGAUGAAAUUACACGGGGAUGAGGAUGUGAAUUUGUCGUACAAGUACUUGAUGAGAACAGACUCUGACUCUGGAAUUCAGAACAACAUGCUAGUGGAGGACAGCGCUUAUGAAUGGGCCCCAAAGAAAUGGUCUUACUGCUCCAAGCCUUGUGGUGGAGGAAAGCAGUACCUGCGAUACGGCUGCAGAAGAAAAGUCGACAGCAAGAUGGUUCAUAAAAGGUUCUGUAACAAGUCCAACAUGAAACCGAGAGGAGACAUGAGGGACUGCAACCAGAAGGCCUGCCCUCCUCCCAUCUGGGUGACGGGCGAGUGGCAGAACUGCAGCAAGCCAUGUGGAAAGACGGGCAUGCAAGUCCGAUCGGUGAGCUGCGUCCAGCUUUCGGAUGACAACACAACGCGUGCUAUCCACAACAAACACUGCAACGACAACCGUCCAGAGUCGCGCAGAUCCUGCAACCGAUUUCCCUGCCCCACCCAGUGGAGAGUUGGACCAUGGUCACAGUGCUCAGUGACAUGUGGUAACGGAACCCAGCAGAGACAGGCUUUGUGUCACACCAGAGACAAUACCAUCGGCCUGUGUCUCGACAGUAAACCAGACACCAUAAGAGUUUGUCGCCUGACACCAUGUUCCAAGGGCCCACCAGACCUCAACAAGAACGGCAACAUUUUGAUCCAGUGGCUGUCACGCCCCAACCCCAACUUCCCGAAGAUCUCCUCACGUAAAACCUCCCUCUAUAGUUCCCAGCCUGGCCUCCACAGCAGCAGCUGCAGCUGCAUGUCUGUCCUCUGCUGGGCCCUGCCCAUUUCUGUCCUCCUGUCCCUGCAGGGCCGGCCCCGGCUGGCCCCCUGACCCGCCCCCCGCCCCAAGCCUUGUGCCUGUGCCACGCCCGUGAGCGAGCGGCAAAAGCUUUCGCUUCUCUUUUGGGUGGGGGGGGAUGUUGUCUCUCUCUCUCUCUGUGUCUGAGACGGCUCUGACUGGGGGAGGUCUCUGGCUCCUGCGUGUGCUAGUUGGUUCUCUCUUGCUCUGUCUCUCUCUCUCUCUCUCUCUAACUCUCUCUCUCUCUCUAUCUCCUUUGUGGAGCAUUGUGUUGUAACCGCUGGCCAGUCGAAAACUCAAAAGAUCAACAAAAAAUUUGAUGUGAAAAGGAUUUCGUAGUGGCAAGGCGAACAGGUUUUCAUUGGCAUCUCCUGAGAUGUGUCGAAGAGCCGUUCACGUGCGAGGGGACCCCCCCCCCUCUGCAUUCGGCGGCCGUGAUUUGCGCGAGCUAGCUGCGUGCUAUCAUGCAGCUGCGCUUUUUUCUUUUUGUAGCGCAUUGUCAAUGUGGGGGAGAAACAGGUGUCAAAAUAAACAGAAAAGGUAUAAAUAUCUAUAUAGAAAAAAUAUAUAUAUAUACAUAUAUAUAUAAUAUGAAAGCUUUACUGUGAAUGUGAUCUGAGGACAUCUUUGCUAAAGUGCUCAUCUGACAUAUUGGUUCCAUUUGGGGAUGAGAGUGGUGUCUCAUCCCACGUUCCAUUCUCAGAUUGACAGGAACUCAGCACAGGGGCAGGAAGUGAAGUCAGUAAACCUUUUGAUUUUUGUGGGAGGGUCUUCUGAGGUGACGACUCAAAAAAAAAAAAAAAGAAAAGAAAAGAAAAAAGAAGAAAGAAAAAAAAAAACAGGGUAGUUUGACCAAUUGAGGUUACUUCCCAUUUCACCUCAUCAUCAGCCAUCCUCUCUUUGACUGUUAUACAAAAGUUCAAUAAAUGCAGCUUAUUUGUGCUUGCAGACUUUAAACAAAUACAUCUAUAAAUAUAUUUGUAUUUAUAUAUAACUAUAAAUAUAAAUCUAUAUGAGUAACAAUAAUAUUAAUAAUGUUUUACCAUGAAUAAGCUGUAGCUUAUUUGCCUAAAAUCUUUGGACUGCUAUUGAUCGCUUAGAUCCUUGACUGUUAUGUGUAUUUUUUUAUUGAUUUUACAUGAAUACAGAUGAAUAUUUAAUAAAGGUAAAGUGUUUUGGGGGAAAGGGUUAGACCUAUAUUAUGCAGGACUUGGUCAGUUAUUUGCCUCUCCAUUUUCUCAGAUGGAUCAGUGGUUUACUGUUGCUUCUCGUUUUCUUUACGGCCAGGAUCACGUUUUGUCAUGCACAUUUGCGUCCAUCACCUGUGUGUUUGUAUCGAUCUGUGCGCGAGUGCACUGGUGUGUGUGUGUGGAUGUGGGUGCGCGUCUUUGUGCAUGUGUGUUUGGGAGGAUGUACGCGUUAGAUGAAUGAGCGUCCUUAAUCGUUGUGUGAUUGUGUAUGUGUCUGUGUGUGUGCGCGUGCAUGUGUGUGUGUGUGUAUAUGUGUGUGUGAGAGGGUGCUUCAUCAUUUGGGCUUUUACACAUUGCGAUCAGAUACAGAAAUACCUCAUAAACUUUGAUUUUAGAGCGUCCGAUGAUCUCAUUUUAUUUUGGUGAACAUUGAAAACAUGAACAAUGCCUUAUCUUGGAUUGAAUGUAAUGGCAUUUAUCUGUGAAAGAGAUGGCUUUACUCAUUCAAAGUUUCACUCGGAAUAGAGGCAGCUUCAAACCAACGUAACAAACUCACACCCGCCAACCAUCAAACCUACCAAGAUGAUGUUGGACCAAUGUCCGACUACUGGGAAGGGUUUCCAAGGGCCUAGGGUAUUGACACAUGUGGCAUCUAGAAAAAAGAAAAAAGAAAAAGAAAAAAGAAAGAAAAAAACACUUCAGACUUGUCAUUGUAUUGUGAACACAUAUUUCUGUUGUGACUAUGUAGCGAGCUAUCCAAGGUUUCCUUCUGCUGGAGUUGGACUGUAUGAGACCAAGCCAGACCUAGCAGUGCGAUACUGUAUAUAACAUUGGUGUUGACUGUAUUUAAUAAUGUUCAUGACUGUUAUCUUCUUCUAUAAUAUUCUAUACUAUGGGUAACUGUUUCGUGGCUUCACUGGCCUGCUGCGUGGGGCUGGCUAACGUUUGGCUAACGUUGAAGAAACAUUCAGAUGGACUACGUGCACUGCGUCUAUAUGCACUUUGAUUUAUCAGGGAAAUUUUAUUAAUGUUUUGUAAAUGUUUCAUAUGACACUUAAUGUGCCAUUCCAGUUUUUACAUCAUCAUGAAAAUUAUGUAUUUUAUUUAAGCAGCAAAUAUCAUUUAUGUAUUUCAUCUUUGUUUGUUUUCUUUUGUUUUCUUUUUCUUCUUCAAUCGAUAAACAGAUUGACUGGUUGAUUUCCAAGUAAUCAAGUGUUUUACCAAAGUGACUGUGAACUUGUAACUUUCGAUACAGUUGAAUUAUUUUUCUUAAGAAAAAAAAUAUAUCUAUAUAUUGAGAGGGGAGGGCGGGGCGUACAUCUCAUUGUUUCAGUUCCUGUCAUUCUCAAAAGCAAAGUUGUAUCAAUAAAAAUCGUUUUAA
Molecule: messenger RNA, 5964 nt
Organism: Neolamprologus brichardi
Lineage: Eukaryota; Metazoa; Chordata; Actinopteri; Cichliformes; Cichlidae
Source: RefSeq, a predicted model, not a curated record